AUGGCGGCCGCCGGGCGGCUGUGUGCCCUGCUGUGCCUGGCGCUGGCGGCCGGCGCGGCCGCGCUGGGGAAGCGAAGCCCCGUGAAGGUGCUGUCGGACGGCAUGUGGCGGGAGCUGCUGCAGGGCGAGUGGAUGGUGGAGUUCUAUGCCCCUUGGUGUCCCGCCUGCCAGAACCUGCAGCCCGAGUGGGAGAAGUUUGCUGAGUGGGGCGAGGACCUGGAAGUGAACAUUGCCAAAGUGGAUGUGACAGAGCAGCCGGGAUUAAGUGGGCGAUUUAUCAUAACAGCUCUUCCUACCAUCUAUCACUGUAAAGAUGGAGAGUUCAGGAGAUACCAGGGUGCAAGAACUAAAACUGAUUUCAUAAAUUUCAUCAGUGACCAGGAGUGGAAAUCUAUUGAACCAGUUUCAUCAUGGUUUGGUCCUUCCUCUUUCCUGAUGAGCAGUAUGUCAGCUUUGUUUCAGUUGUCAAUGUGGAUCAGGCACUGCCAUGGUUAUUUAACAGAAAAUGUUGGAAUACCGGUCUGGGGCUCAUACGCUGUUUUUGCAUUGGCAACUCUAUUCUCGGGACUGAUACUGGGACUUAUAAUGGUGUUCUUAGCAGACUGUAUCUGUCCAUCCAAAAGGCACAGACCGCCACAGUACCCUCAUUCAAGAAAGCUAGCUGCGGAGUCAGCUCAGCUGCUGAAAAAGCUGGAUGAAGAGCAAGAAGCAGAUGAGGAAGAUAUCUCAGAUGAUGAAACGGAGGGUAAAGAGGUGUCCAACAGCAACUCGUCACCGAAUGCUACUCCUGGUUUAACAAGAACUUGUAGCACUAACUUACCUUGCCUUUGCCUUCUGCACACCUACCUUUUCUUACUGCCUCCCUGCCUUAGGCAAGUAACCAAAUUCCAAAACUGCCUCUUAGUCGUAAGUGUUCCCAGUUGCUGGAAUCCAGCCUCUGCGUGGCAGACCUAUGCUUGUGAUUAGUGUAACUUCUGCAAGUUCUGUUUUGAUUAGCCAUAGGCAGCCUGUGUUUGCUGAUCUCUAUAAAUCUUACCGUUGAUAUUUUUAAUAAUGUUAUGGUUUUGUCCUGUGAAUAUUUAAGUUUCUUGGUAUUUUUUUUAAAAUCUAUGUACCCAAAAUGUUUACUGAGGCUGAGCGAAGGUUGCAAUGUAACAAAUGUGUGUAAGAGCCUGACCUUUGUGUGUAUUGAUGAUGCUUGAAUAUCAGUUUUGUAAAAGUCAGACUGCCCUUUCCAUAUCAUCACCUUGACCGAGCAUGUCCCGUUUCAUUCCAGAAGGAAUUAACUGUAAAAAUACUUUUUUUUAAUGUUUCAGAGAGUCUUCAAGUAAAAAAUAACCACCAGCUUUGGA
This is a messenger RNA of Gymnogyps californianus (California condor), 1352 nucleotides long. RefSeq names its product thioredoxin related transmembrane protein 1 (gene TMX1). Bases 1 to 966 code for a protein of 321 amino acids. NCBI's taxonomy places the organism in Eukaryota, Metazoa, Chordata, Aves, Accipitriformes, Cathartidae. The record is from RefSeq and is a predicted model, not a curated record. The transcript is spliced from 9 exons.